Messenger RNA from Prorocentrum cordatum, 459 nucleotides. NCBI's taxonomy places the organism in Eukaryota, Dinophyceae, Prorocentrales, Prorocentraceae. The record is from the annotation of a GenBank genome assembly.
AUGGAUAUGCCCGACCGCGUGACGUACAGCAGCGGGAUCCAGUUCAAAGAGUGUAGCAUCCACGACGGCGAGAAGUGCAUCCUGAAAGGGCUGAACUGUCGAGGCCCGCGCGGCAGACUCGUGGACAAGAGCAAGCCGCCGUCUUCCGCCCUGCGAUGCUCGGGAGUAAAUGUGGCAGUGAGGGCGCCGCUCCCGGAAGCCGAAGAUGUGCGGCACGUUUCCGAGUCGGUGCAGCUCCACCGGCGCGUCAGAAAAAAGAAGGCCGACAGCGACGAGGUCGAGAAGCAGGAGACGGCGCCACCGCUGCAGUGCCGCUGCGGCGCCACCUCCCAGCUGAAUGCGGAACACAUCUCGCAGGGGCUGACAGCGGAUUUUUUCGACUACAUCCAGGGGCAGCUUCGCAGCCCCCUGAUGCACAACAGGCCUGUUCUCAGGCAGGACAUGUGGCCGACCAUCCUG